UCUAAAAAAUAAGAAAAUAAUAAAAAAAAAUAAAAUAAAGAAGAAAUUCCAACAAAAAAAACGAAAGAUAUCGGGGACGACGUAUAACCGUGACUCUUGAUGAUUGAGGUUAGAUUUUGCAGAAGAUGCGGCACAAGUGUCUAAACUUUAUUAAAACCAACAACAGUAACAAUAGCAACAAUAACAGCAGCAGCAACAGUAGUAACAACAACAACAACAACAACAACAACAACAACAACGACGACGACGACGAUGACGAGAACAACAAAAUCGUUCCUUUUUCAAUCGGUUCGUAGAGAGAGUGGUAAAGAUCAUAAUUUGGAAGAAAAGCAAAGGAUUAUUGAUAGAGCUCCUUUUCAAAAUUUAAAGAUCGAUGAUGCACAAAUUUUAGAUACUGUAGAGGGUAGAGAAAUAUGUGAACAUUGUUAUAGGUCGAGAAAAUUUUUUUGUUAUACAUGCUUUAUCCCUGUAAUUGAUCAAAAGUAUUUUCCUCGCUUAAAGCUACCUGUAAAAAUAGAUAUUAUUAAACAUCCUAGAGAAAUAGAAGGGAAAAGUACUGCGGUUCAUGCUGCCGUUUUAGCACCGGAAGAUGUAAAAAUAUAUAUUUAUCCUGAUUUUCCUGAAAUGGUAAAAAACGAAGAGACUGUUCUCAUUUUCCCUAGCAAAACUGCUGUAACUAUCGAUAAUUUAUUUAUUAAAGAAGUCCAACAAGAUGGCAAAACUUUUUUAGAAAGGAUCAGAAAUGAAUAUCCAAUAAAAAGAGCAAUAUUUAUCGAUAGUACAUGGCAUCAAACAAAAUCAAUAUAUAAAGAUCAAAGAUUAAGAGAUUUACGAUGUAUCAUAUUAAAAUCAAGAAUAUCGCAAUUCUGGCGACACCAGAAAAAAAGUCCAAGAUGGUAUUUGGCAACGAUAGAAGCAAUUCAUCAAUUUUUAAUAGAAUUGCAUACAUGUGCCUUUGAUAUAAUAGAAUGUACAUAUAGAGAAGAGGAUAAAGAGAAAGAAGAUAAUUUAACUAUUGGAGAAUUAAAUUACAAUGUAUCAAAUUGUAAUCAAAAGUAUGAUGGCAGAUAUGACAAUCUAUUAUACUUUUUUAAAUAUAUGUAUGAAAAGAUUCAUACUAUAUAUGAUCAUGACAAAUUAUGGGCAUAUAAGAGGCCUCUAAUAUAAAACAUACAUAUAUAUAUACAUAUUUAUAUG
Messenger RNA from Vespa mandarinia (Asian giant hornet), 1197 nucleotides. Its product is annotated as tRNA-uridine aminocarboxypropyltransferase 1. Gene Ontology annotation, molecular function: tRNA-uridine aminocarboxypropyltransferase activity. The record is from RefSeq and is a predicted model, not a curated record. Gene Ontology annotation, biological process: tRNA modification. Gene Ontology annotation, cellular component: nucleus. Lineage: Eukaryota; Metazoa; Arthropoda; Insecta; Hymenoptera; Vespidae.